CGUGGAUAGAGUAUUUCAAGAUAAUUUGAAAGGGCUUUGACAAAAUGAUUAAAGUUUUUAAAUUCAUUGCGCUACUGCUGGUAGCAACUGUUAGUCCAAAUAGAGCUGAGAAUGGUGAAACUGGUGAACCAGUUCCUGAAGUCACCUUAUUUCAUGGUGGUAGCCUGAUCGGAAGUUAUAUGGAAACCACAAAUGGGAACAAAAUUAAGGCAUUCAGAGGCAUACCAUACGCUGAGCCCCCCGUGGGGGAUUUACGGUUCAAGCCUCCAUUGCCAGCGAAAACAUGGCGGGGCAAAAAACUUGCAAAUGAGGAUCAAAGUAUGUGCCCUUGCCAAAAUGCAUUCGAAAGGAAUUUCAAAGUAACGGGUGACGAGGACUGCCUUUAUCUUAAUGUGUACAUUCCUGCAGAAAAAACCGACCGAGAGCUGUUUUCAGUGAUGGUUUGGUUUCAUGGCGGCGGAUGGAUGACAGGAACGGGAAACUCCCAUCUAUACGGACCCCAGCGUUUAUUGGACCAUAAUAUUAUUUUGGUAACCGGUAAUUACAGGCUCGGAGCAUUCGGUUUUCUUAGCACAUUAACCGAAGACUGUCCUGGAAAUUAUGGACUAAAAGAUCAGUUGUUGAUGUUGAACUGGGUAAAAGAAAAUAUCGAGACAUUUGGAGGAAAUUCAAGCGAUGUAACUAUAUUUGGACAAAGCGCAGGAGGAGCAAGCGUUGGUCUGCAUAUGUUCUCACACUUGUCGAAAGGGCUAUUCCACAAGGCUAUACUACAAUCUGGAACUCCAUUUGGUGAGUGGGCUAUGGGAGAUGAAUCAUUUAUACCAGGUCGCGCCGAAAAAUUUGGACAAUUUUUAAACUGCUUCAGAACAGACGAGAGUUGGGAGCCGUUUGUUGAUUGCCUUCGAACGAAAUCAGCAUAUGAUAUUGCUGCAACCCUUCCGAAACUAUUUGAAUAUGAUAUCGACCCCUCACUGAUUUUUCCAGCUGUAGUAGAACCUGAAAUUGAAGGAGCUUUUCUAACGGAGCAUCCACGUAAAGUUGAAAUUGCACCAAGUAACACAGUUCCAGUAAUGGUUGGCAUUACUAGCGGGGAAGGGGCGAUGAAAUCAGGGCCUCUACUCAAUCUGAGGAAGGAGGACUUCACAUCAAGGUUCAGAGAAGUCAUACCAAUAAUCCUAUUCUACCAAAACCGACCUGAACAUAUCCAAAACGAAAUCACAGAACGCCUUGAUGAAUUUUAUUUCAAAGGAGAGCAUAAUUGGUCAAAAGACAACCAUCUCAACUUAACAAAUCUCAUUACAGAUAGUUGCUUCACGUGGGGUUUAGAUAGAUUUUUGCGGAACAGAUUUGCCGCAACUUCUGAAGGACUUGUCGCACCCACAUAUGUUUAUAUCUACGAUCACCGUGGACCAGUGUCAAUGAGUGAGUUUUUUUACGCUGGACCUGAAUACUAUGGAGUUUGUCAUACAGACGAGCUACCCUAUUUAUUCAUUUACAGAAUUCCCGAUGUUCACGCAGAUCAAAACGAUACUAAAAUGAAAUGGGCGAUGCCGUAUAUGUGGGCAAAUUUUGCGAAGACUGGAAACCCUACUCCCGAACCCUCGGAAAUACCUGAAUGGAUACCAGCAGAUAAAUUUCCCUUAAAUUACGCACAUAUUGGAAGGAAAACAGAAGAAGAUUGGACCAUUCUUUCCAAUGAGGAAGGUUUGAUGGAAGAUCGUGUGCAAUUUUGGAGAGGAAUUGAAGACCUUGAUCCUGAUUAUGCGUGAUUGAUUUUUGACAACAAAAAUUAAAUUUAGCGAAUAGCAACUUUAAGUGCAACAUUCUCGGUGCAAAAUCAUUUUAUUUUGUUCGCUGUCGAAGUCGAAGUGUUGAGGUAUUUGAUCCAGCCUUUGAAGCAUU
Molecule: messenger RNA, 1902 nt
Organism: Hermetia illucens (black soldier fly)
Lineage: Eukaryota; Metazoa; Arthropoda; Insecta; Diptera; Stratiomyidae
Product: esterase FE4-like
Exons: 9
Coding region: 45-1769 (574 amino acids)
Molecular function (GO): hydrolase activity
Source: RefSeq, a predicted model, not a curated record